AUGCAUGGGAGCAAUAUUUUAGACGGUAAAGAAAAUGAUAUUUUACAGUACACUACAAAGAGGCGAUCUGAUCCCCAGAACAUUAAUGCAAUUUGGAGGUUUUUAGACAAUGAUCUUCAUAGCAAACUAUGUCCAGGAAAAAGAGACUACUGCAAGAGAAACAAGGUGAUAAAACAAAAGCGAUAUCUAUGUAACACAAUGCGUAAUUUGCAUAAAGAGUUUUCUAUUCGUUAUCCUAAUAUAACAGUUAGUUACUCAUUUUGGUGUAAGAAUCGACCAUUUUGGAUUGUUCCACGAAAAGUAACAUCUCGCGACACGUGUGGAUGCACAUGUUGCUUUAAUAUGGCUUUAUUAGUUCAAGCUUUGAAUAGGAUGAAAGUCCUUACAGAAGGUAAUGUUUCCGAGGUCACCAGAACAUUUUGUUGUGCACAAAAAACUGAAAAAUGUUUACUUCGCGAAUGCCUAAAAUGCAAAGAUAAUACGAUUUCUUAUAAACCAUAUCAAAGCACUGAAGUCGGACAUUUUUUCAAAUGGACUACGAGAAAAGAGUCUUAUUUUGAUAAGUACCAGAAGCAAAAGAGUAUUACUAAAACCAUCAAGCAAAAGCUUAUCAUGCCUUUGAACGAAAUGAUUUUUGAGUUUGAAGGAUCAAUCAUAAACUUCUUGAAACAUAAAGGUAGAUCUCUGCAUCAGUAUAACCAAAUUUCUAAGAAAAAGGAAAGUUUGAUGCCGAAUGAAGUCAUGAUCCACGUGGAUUUUAGCGAGAACUAUUCAUUAAAACAUGCGGAGGAAACUCAAGCAUUUCACUUUGGUGGUUCGCGCCAACAGAUUUGCCUCCAUACUGUAGUUAUCUAUUUCAAGUCCAAUGGCAUUGUUCACACGAAGUCAUUUUGCAUACUGUCCCAGAGUCUGAAGCAUGAUAUAUCAGCAAUCUGGGCACACCUUCAAUCGAUCUUGUCAUACAUUUCAGAAGUUCAUGUUGCAGAUACACUUAUCUUUGUCAGCGACAGCCCUGCCACGCAGUAUCGGAAUAAAACUAUGUUUUAUUUCCUGGCGAAUAAACUCCACCAUUUAUAUCCAAAAAUCAAGGAGUGCUCUUGGAAUUAUUGGGAGUCUGGACACGGCAAGGGUGCUCCAGAUGGUGUUGGUGGAGUCACAAAGCGAACCGCUGAUAGGCUUGUGGCUGAAGGAAAAGAUAUAAGUUCAUAUGAAAUCCUUCUUAAUAGUCUGCAGAAUAAUAUCAAAAACAUAACCUACUUUUCAAUUGACGAUGCAGAUAUAAAUAAAAUCAGUGAUUUAAUCAAGAAGGACAGCAUAAAGCCUUUUGUCGGCACAAUGCAGGUGCAUCAAGUCAAAGUUGAGGAUUACACUGCAGGACUGUUAAGAUUUUUCAGGUUGAGCUUAUUUGAUGUUCAAAGUACGAGUUAUUUUUGUGGAAUCUUAGAUUACUCUGAUGAAGACAAUGGAUACACCCAGAUAGAGCCAGAAGUUAGCAGCGACUCUGAUGAUGAUUUGCCCUUAAGUAACCUUGUUUGUCAUAAAAAGAAGAUGCAAAGAAUUCAUUACAAUGACGUCUACUCUGAUGAUGAAGCUGGCCCAAGCUCAAAAAUAUAUCAACAAGAUUUAGUGCCAAGUAACAUUAUAAAAGAUACUUAUGUGCUUGUUGAGUGUAAAACAAAACUAACAGGUUAUCGUUAUGCAGCAGUUGUCCAAAACGUACUUGAUGAUGACGAAGUUUUGGUGAUGUUUUUGAAGGUGUGCAAGUUCCAGAAUAUGCAAGCAUUUAGAGCUAAUGAUAAUGAUACGUCCUUUGUCGGUUAUGAUCAGAUACUUGCGAUUCUACCACCACCGAAUAUUUUUGUCAAAGGAAAUAAAACAUAUUAUAAAUUCCAUAACGAUGUGGACGUGUUCGAAAAGGUUUGA
Messenger RNA from Acanthoscelides obtectus, 1923 nucleotides. NCBI's taxonomy places the organism in Eukaryota, Metazoa, Arthropoda, Insecta, Coleoptera, Chrysomelidae. The record is from the annotation of a GenBank genome assembly.